This is a messenger RNA of Aethalodelphis obliquidens (Pacific white-sided dolphin), 2778 nucleotides long. It is a transcript of the gene EFCAB8, whose product is annotated as EF-hand calcium binding domain 8. The record is from RefSeq and is a predicted model, not a curated record. Lineage: Eukaryota; Metazoa; Chordata; Mammalia; Artiodactyla; Delphinidae. Gene Ontology annotation, molecular function: protein binding.
CAUCAUCCGAAUUCUUCACUCCAAAUCAUGUCAAGACCAGUGUCUUCUGAGGACUUCAGAGAGAGCUCUUUAUCUCAAAAGGUGUCCUCUGCAGGUGGGUCCCAGAAGAACAAGGAGGUUCUCAGCUCCCCGACACCAUCCGUCUCCCUUAGCCAGACAUCCGACUUCCAACACGAGUCUCAGCUGUUCACUGAGCCACACCUGGCCCAGAUGGAGAAAACGUUUCAAGAUGAGGUCGACUCGACUGGAGCCCUGGACAUGAAGACUUUCGUUAAGGCUGUGAAGAAGAUUCUGAGCAAUGCGUCCAUCGAGAUGAUAGAGGCGCUGUUUUUGAAGGUGGACAUGAACUGUAACGGCCUCACCUCCGCUGCUUCAGGUGGCUGGAGGGAGUACCUGGACUACGUGAUGCAUGAGUUCAAGGGGAAGGAGAAGAUGAUGAGAAGCCAGUGCUACCUGCGCUUCCACCUUCCCAUGAGGAUCAUACCCCUGAAUCAUGGGUGUGAGAUUGUGAAAGUGGAGAUCUUAGUCCAGCGGCGCAAGAAGAUAGGGCAUUUCCUGACUGUCACCAAGGACGGGAUCCUGCAGUUCUGGUCGGAGUCCUUCUCGCUGACCAGCUCCUUUAGGCUUUACCAGAUCCAUCCGCUCCACAACCAGCAGAUGCGGGUCAUCGACAUGGUGUGUCUGCACAACAUGAACCUGGUUGCGAUAGUGUCGACCGACCAGAAGAUAGAGUUCUUUGAUAUCAGUAACCGUAAAUGUGUCUGGGCCUUCACCUUCAUCGAUCUGGACAGUUGCGUCCUGACCUUGAACUACUGGUCUGACUAUCACAGGGCUGUGUUCUGCUAUGGGGACACCAAAGGCAAUGUCAUCGUCUUCACCUCCAACGAUGUGACCCAUGGGCUGUUCAACCCCUGAAUCCUCCCCAGGACCUCCAGAUGGGAUCACUGGACCGAUGUUUCCACACGGAAGCUCUUAAAUGAGAAGUCCCCUAUGUAUAGAAGUUACCGGCUGAGGGCUCUCCACCCCAACUGGUGUCAACAGGUCAAGUUUAUCCCCCAGCGGAACCUGGUGGCUUCCUGUUCAGCCAUCGAGGAGUCCUCUCUGGUGCUGACCAUAUUGCCGCCCGAAGUCCCAGAGAGCCUCAAAAGCCCUGCCUGGCCUGGCUGGAGUCCGAGGCCUGGACCCAGGACAAGGUCCCAGCGCAGGCCCCCAGUGGCUGAUACCCGGUUUUCAACUUCAGUGACUGGUGGCCAUGACCCCCUCAUCUGCCUGUGGAACCCCUUCUUCUCGAAGAAGCCUGUGUGGCUGAUGAAGGGGCAUGAGACCUCGGUGACACACAUUCUCGUGAACAGCAAGCACAGCAGCAUCCUCCUCAGCAUCUCCAAGGACAAGAAUAUUCGCGUGUGGGACAUGCAGGACUACGAAUGCCUCCAGUCCUUCUGCGGGAAGCAUUUUGCCCUGGGACACUGCCCCAUCACCAGCGCAUACUUCCACAAGGAUGACGACAGCCUCAUCUGUAGCACCUACUCAAUUGGCAUCCUAAAAGGGUACCUGGAGACGCAGGGGCCUGGGAGAGCAGAGGAGAAGACCACGACUUACAGCACGCCCCUGUGCGCCAUCCUCUACAGCAAGGUUUUCAAGCAGGUGGUGAGCGGCUGCCUGAGCGGCGUGGUGAGCGUGUGGGAGGUCGUGACGGGCAAAAGGAUGACAGAGUUCUCCGUGACCGACCAGCACGUGGAACUGACCGCCACGCCCCUGGAUGAGUGAGAGGCCUGCCUGCUCACGGGUCUGCGUGAUGGCGCCACGAAGAUGUGGAACUCCAGCGUUGGUGAGUGCCUGCUGACCUUCCCCAGCCCGGACCAGAUGGAGAUUAGUGGGAUCGUCCGUAUGAACAAAGUGUUCUACAUGACCGGAUGGAGUAAGAGAAUCACUUAUUUCACGUUCCACAAGACCAAGCCAGCGCUCUUGUGCUACCACUGGCAGACCUUCCACACGGAGGAUGUCCUGAGCAUGGCCAGGUACCAGAACCAGUUCCUUGGAACCUCCUCCUACAAUGGGGACAUCCUCUUCUGGAACAUCAGCAUGUUCGGGCCCAUCCUCCAUUUCAACGCCUCUCAGAGCCCCUUGCCCUCGCUGCCCAAGAGGGUAAGGUCAACAGAAACAAGCUGUCCUCUUCCUUCUCUCUCAGCUGUGGGCCAGAACCACGUAGGGCUUGGGGGUGGGUAGGGGACACCCUGGGGAGUGGAGGGAAUGGUGGUGGCUUGUUCUGGAGGAGGUUGGGAGCUAGGGACGUAGGUGGUAGUUUUUAUAAUUAUCCUCAUUUGACAGAUGAGGAAACUGAGGCACAGAGAGGUUAAGCAUCUCGCCUAAGGUCACACAGCCAAGAAGUAAUAGAUCCAAAUCCAGGCAGUCUGACUCCAGAGCCUGGUGGUGCUAGUCCUGUUCUCCCGAGAUUACUGUCCCCUUGCAGGUGGCUCACUUCUGACCCAUCACUACUACAGCUUACUGCUCCGGUCUCACUGGGCUCUUGGUAGGACUUAGGAAGCCAUACAGUCUCUGAAUGACCAUAUCUUUGCAGAUUAAAGCUGGAAGGGGCCUUCGGGGUCACCCCGUCCAGUAGUUUUCCAAACAUGUUGUGGAGAGAUGCUUGGAGGCUAUUACAGCGGCUUCUCCAGAGCACUUCAGCUUUUUAUCUAUUUUACACUUUGGAGUUUCCUUUCAGAUUAAAAAAUACCUCAGAAAUACUUGGAGGGCUUCCCUGGUGGCGCAGUGGUUGAG